AGAAAUGCGAAAACCAUGCAAGCAGGGCUUCAAGAGGUUAAGUAGACUCAUAUGUAAUGCCACUCCUACAUAACUGGCAUGUGAGUCUCAGUCAGCGAUCAGAUCUUAAGAGAGUGAUCCAUCAGCGAGGGCCCAGCUACGCAUGGCGGCCUAGCUCCGAUCUACUAUAUCCUAAAUCCUUGUAGGACUCAUUCUCAGUGUCCCGCGGUACGGGUUCUCAGUGUUCUCAGUUCCGACAUGGGUCGCGAUUUUUAAACGCGGAUUUUCGCUGAAAUGGGCGACAGCUCCGAAAUUUGCGAUUAUUCUGCUCCGCUUAGCGGCGGCAACGGCAGGCGGGCUUUGAGUCUAACUCUCUCGACGAUCCACGAGAGGCGAACCCUGCGGGAAGUGGCGGCGGUUGCGGUUGAAUCGUCCGCGUCUGCGGCGGCGUCGCCGCGAAGGCAGCAGCAGCGGGAGAGCUUGCGACAGCUGCAGGAGCGGCUGGCGCAGAUCGACCGGCUGUGGCGGCAAGUGGCGGAAGCCGAUGCAGGGGAAGUCGCCGCCGCGAUGGCGCCGCCGCCGUCGGCGGUAGCAGGGGGGAGUUUUCCGCUCGUCAGUGCAGAUUCCGGCGGCGGCGGGAAGCAUCGCAAGAGCUGGAGCGACGUGAACCGGCGAUCAUUGGCGAUGAGCGAUGAUGGUUGUAACGCAGCGUCGGAAGCAGCGGCCCUGUUGCCGAAAGCCGCGUCAGACCCUGGACCCAACCCGUUACUUCGAGCCCCUUCGCUCCUAGGGGAUAUUAAACGGCUCAGCCUUUUUCGUGGAUCAGGCGCAACCCUACAUGUUGAAGUUGGCUCGAUGCAGCUCGGCGCGCUGCAGAAGGGCAGAGCAGCGGCGGCGACUGCCAGUCCCAGUCGCAACGGUCGCAGAGACUGCCCCCACACGUCGCGCGCGACUAACACGGACAGCACGACUGCUCACGACGCUGGAACUUCGACCCAGAUGCUGCUUGUUAGUAGCGCAAAUAGAGCAUUUAGUAUUCGCAAAGGUGGUGGUCACUCAAACGCUGAACCGUCUGGGAAUAAGCGGUCGUCGUACUUCCCUGCCGCUGAAACACCUACUCCUGUCGAAUGCCCUGGGAAUACCUGUACGCCAAAACGUGGGAAUUCCAGCAGCUCCUCGGUAUCCUUGAGCGAGUUAUCGCGCCGAUCGCGACGCUAUUCGCGGAGAGAAAUAGGUGGCACAGAUUCAGCGGGAAUGCUGCUGUUCGGUAGAGAGGGGUAUUCAGGGGUUGACGGUGUCGAGUAUUCCAGCUCCAAGGCGGUGGUUACAGCAGUGGUGACAUCAACUCUAGCGGGAGUGUUGAUAAUAACUCUUAUCGCCCUUUUUCUGCCAUGGUAAUGUUGCUCGGUCAUUGGCACAUUGCUGACCUUCCUUGCCAUGGUAGUGUUAGCAAAGGAAUCACCUUUUUUUCUGCCAUGGUAGUGUUAGUAGCAGAUGAAUCACCCUUUUUCUGCCAUGGUACCAUAGAGUAGAUGUGGCAUCUUGUUUUACCAUGGUUAUGCUGGUUCAAUUCGCAUCCAUGUCUUUACU
This is a messenger RNA of Closterium sp. NIES-67, 1569 nucleotides long. NCBI's taxonomy places the organism in Eukaryota, Viridiplantae, Streptophyta, Zygnematophyceae, Desmidiales, Closteriaceae. The record is from the annotation of a GenBank genome assembly.